Postia placenta MAD-698-R-SB12 is the source of this 1050-nucleotide messenger RNA. RefSeq lists its product as hypothetical. The record is from RefSeq and is a predicted model, not a curated record. The transcript is spliced from 2 exons. NCBI's taxonomy places the organism in Eukaryota, Fungi, Basidiomycota, Agaricomycetes, Polyporales, Adustoporiaceae. The coding region runs from base 1 to 1050 and encodes 349 amino acids.
AUGCAGGCGGACGUACAGGAAAUCCCGCGCCUCGACGUGACCCGCGAGCAGGUCGAGCGCAUCCUGCAACACCACGGCAAGCAUUCAGCGCCCAUCACGGCGCUCGAACAGUCCACGAGCACAGGAUACAGCACAAUCACGACCACCAAGACAUACGACGUCAUCCUCGCGGACGGCACGGCCUACACCCUCAAGGCCUCUCCCCCGUCCGCGUCCGCGUCGACCCUCGUGUCCGAGUCCCCGCCGUACGCACCCAACUCCCUCGCAGCCGAGCACGCCCUCCUCCAGCUGCUCGCCGCCCAGACCAGCAUCCCGCAUCCCGCCGCCCUCGCCCUCGACACCACCCUCGCCCUCGCGCCCUUCCCGUACCUCCUCCUCUCGCGCCCACGCGGCAUCCCUCUCUCUCUUGCCCGCGCACAGGGCGCGCUCUCCGCGCGCCAGGCGCUCCUGCUCGACCUGCGCGCGGGCGGGCUCCUGCGCCAGCUGCACGCCGUGCAGAACGACUGGUUCGGGCUGCCCGCGCAGGCCCAGGACGCGCUCUUCAGCUGGCAGGAGGCGUUCACAGGGCUGCUCGAGGGCCUGCUCGACGCCGCGGCCGUGCGCGGGGUGCCGCUCGCGUACGCAGACGUGCGGCGCUGCCUCGCGCGCGCGAUCGGGGCCUUUCUGUUCGACGACUGCGAGGUGCCGUCGCUGGUGUCGUUUGCGGGCGACGCGGACGCGAUCCUCGUGGAUGUGGAUGUGGAGGCGGCGGAGGACGCGGAGGUGCCGGUCACGGCGUUCCUGUCGUUCUCGCACGCGCUGUGGGGCGACCCGCUGCUCGAGACGCUCUUCCUGGACCCGAGCGCCGCGUUGACGGAGGGGUACGGUGGGUCACCGAUCGUGUUUGCACGCCAGAAGACGAAGAGGCUCUGGUACACGCUCUUCCUCGCGUUGAUGGUCGUGGUGCAAGCGGCUCGGGAUGGUGGGGGGGUACACGAGGAUAAGGUGGAAUGGGCGAGACGCACACUGGAUGAAGUUGUACAAAAGCUGAAGGAUGCCCCAUGCUACUGA